AUGGGCCGUUCCUUCAAGCUCGACCACAUCCCGGCUACCGAUUCCUCUCGACCUUUACUUUCACCACGAUUGGGACCUUCUUACCCACAAGAUCUCCACGGAUCACACUCUAUGACACCGUUUUCGUCAGACGUAGAAGGUAGAAUGGGAUUCGUGCAGUCAUAUGGUGGCCUAUCUAUCCUGCUCGAGAUCGCCUCGUCGGACGUCUCUACAACCAUAAGCCUGGGCACGAAUGUUCUCAACGUCCGGAUAUCUCUCCCUCCUCGAAUCGCCGCCCAAUUUCUUUUUGAACACACGUAG
Molecule: messenger RNA, 300 nt
Organism: Cyclocybe aegerita
Lineage: Eukaryota; Fungi; Basidiomycota; Agaricomycetes; Agaricales; Hemipholiotaceae
Source: the annotation of a GenBank genome assembly